Molecule: messenger RNA, 1567 nt
Organism: Pteropus alecto (black flying fox)
Lineage: Eukaryota; Metazoa; Chordata; Mammalia; Chiroptera; Pteropodidae
Gene: ENY2
Product: ENY2, transcription and export complex 2 subunit
Exons: 6
Coding region: 148-456 (102 amino acids)
Biological process (GO): positive regulation of DNA-templated transcription; regulation of transcription by RNA polymerase II; poly(A)+ mRNA export from nucleus
Cellular component (GO): SAGA complex; nuclear pore; DUBm complex
Molecular function (GO): chromatin binding; transcription coactivator activity
Source: RefSeq, a predicted model, not a curated record
CCGGAAAUGCGUGUUCUAGCUUUCUGUGUGCUUAGGUGCCCGAGCUACUGAGGGUCUAAGUCUGGGCAGCCGAAGAGUGUGGUAGGUAACGGUCGUCAGCGCAAGGGUCAUUUCGUCGCUGGGAAGGGACGGCCCUCGCCCGCGGUGAUGGUGGUUAGCAAGAUGAACAAAGAUGCGCAGAUGAGAGCAGCGAUUAACCAAAAGUUGAUAGAAACUGGAGAAAGAGAACGCCUCAAAGAGUUGCUGAGAGCUAAAUUAAUUGAAUGUGGCUGGAAGGAUCAACUGAAGGCUCACUGUAAAGAGGUAAUUAAAGAAAAAGGACUAGAACACGUUACUGUUGAUGACUUGGUGGCUGAAAUCACACCAAAAGGCAGAGGAAGAACACCUUUGCAAAAUUAUUUGGGUACUUCUGUUUCAUCAUUGGGAAGAGCUAUAAUUGCCUACCUGCCUCUCUAGCAUGAUUUUGAGUAACAAGUGAGAUAAGAGCCCUGGUACCUGACAGUGUAAAGAAGGAGCUUCUACAAAGAAUAAGAACAUUCCUUGCUCAGCAUGCCAGUCUUUAAGAUUGAAUUAGAUUGUGUUGUUUUGUGGUUUUAUUUCUGAAAGUAAAACUUGCCAUAAAUUAGGAAUCGCUUUCCCAAAAUAAAAUCCUUUUUUGUAUGAUGGUAUACAGUUUUCGGUAAUGAUGUAUACAUUGUAUUGAUUUUUUUCCCUAAAUGUGUUAUUUUAAUAAAUAUCUCAUGAAUGAGUUUGAAGUUUCCUUGGAUUUUGGAAUAAGUGGGACUUUAUUAACAAUCUACCAGAUUUGUUGAGCGAAAAAGUCAGCAAGUAAUAUAGUUUAAGUAUUAAAUGUGUGCAUAUCUCUGUGCUAACAAUGGAGGAGAAGCAAGCCGCCUCUCCUUAUUGUCUAUAGAUACAAUGUAUUUCUCGUUUGAAUCCCUAUAAUAUUUUAUUUUAUAGUACAUACCCCAUCUUGUACUACAGUUGUCUUAUUUCUUAUUUGUUAUAAACUCUUGAGAGUUAGGACUGGGUCUUACUCAUCUUUAUGUGCCUUCCUUAUUCCUCAAAGAAUUUACCAUCCUAUUGGAAGAGAGAACAUUUGCAAACUGGCUCCAUACCAACCAAGCUCCUCUCACAUAUUCUACUCAUCUGAACUUUGAAAGCAGAAACUCUAAAUUGCAUCCCCACAUACUAAGGUCAAGAAAGAACUUAAUGGGAAAUAAUCUUCACCCAUAGCUUUACUCUGACAUCAAGAUUGCCAAAUCCAAUGGACUCUUGUCUGUACCUAUGUGACCUCUGCUGGAAAUGAGAAUGUUGACCGUCCUGCCACUUGGAACUUUCCUCCCACUCCUCAUAUCGUUUAUUCCUACCACUGGAAGUUCCUUCUGUUUCUUGUGGAGUACCUUUUGCUGUAUGGGACUUGAAAUAAUGGUGUUUCCUUAGGGCUCUCACCUGGGCCCUCUGCCUGACUAAUGAUAUACUUUUCCUGGGCAAAUCUCAGGAAACUUGGGUCGGACCAUGGCUUCAAAUACUAACAGGUUAAUAAACGGUAAAUUUCAUCACCAAA